This is a messenger RNA of Funneliformis geosporum, 189 nucleotides long. The record is from the annotation of a GenBank genome assembly. Lineage: Eukaryota; Fungi; Glomeromycota; Glomeromycetes; Glomerales; Glomeraceae.
AUUUUAAGUAAUGUCCAAAAAGACUUAAAAAUUAAAAUUUUAGCCAACAUUUUUGCUCGUUUAGAGAAUAAAACUACCAUCGUUAUUGACCAUCAUUAUGACAUUUUUCAAUAUGUUAAUGAUAUUUACCAAUUUACCGGAGAAAAAUUAAUUAAAUUGAAAAAAGAGGAAUUACUAGAAAAAAAAUAA